Messenger RNA from Bombina bombina (fire-bellied toad), 2785 nucleotides. RefSeq names its product epithelial membrane protein 1 (gene EMP1). Bases 88 to 591 code for a protein of 167 amino acids. The transcript has 5 exons. The record is from RefSeq and is a predicted model, not a curated record. Gene Ontology annotation, cellular component: plasma membrane. Lineage: Eukaryota; Metazoa; Chordata; Amphibia; Anura; Bombinatoridae.
UCACUAAAGAUCAGUACUGCUACCCACACUCCCAGAGAAAGGACUACAACUCAGGUUCUUCUGUCACAUCCUUGAGCAGACAUCAUCAUGUUGGUCCUCCUGGGCGGUAUCUUCGUGGUGCACAUCGCCACAACUGUUAUGCUGUUUGUCUCUACCAUCUCUAAUGUAUGGCUACAGUUUACAGGUCCAGACGGUAGACCAGCUGGAUCAGAGGCAUCCCGAGGAAUAUGGAAGACGUGUACCUUGGAAGCCACAUGUACAAGUGUAUUUCCUGUAAUUUUAGGAAAUGAGGCGUCUAUGCGAGCGGUGGAAGCCUUCAUGAUCCUGGCAAUAAUUUUCUGCUGCAUGGCGCUGUUUGCCUUCAUUGGGCAGCUCUUCACACUGGAUAAGGGCUGUCGCUUCUACAUCACCGGCGGCUUAAUGCUGUUCUGCUGGGUGUGUAUACUCAUCGCAGUCUCCAUUUACACGGCCAGAUUCGGCAAGAUUUCAGACAGUACCACUUACCACGGGUACUGCUUUAUCCUGGCCUGGAUCUGCUUCUGCCUCAGUUUCCUGGUGGGAAUCCUCUACCUAGUAUUGCGGAAAAAGUAAACCUACCCCGUCCCUUCAACCUGGGAACCCUGUACCCCAUACUGACCCCUAAACCUCACAGACACACAGCGCUAAAGGGUCCUCAGUCAUAAGGCCAGCCUGCUCUGUGUGCAAUGCCAUAAUGUGUGCGGUUUUUAUUGUCUAUUAAAGUAACCAAAGUCAACAGCACACAAACCUUUAUAUGAUCUGAAACUUUUCUUCCCAAAAUACUAACUGAAUUCAGAAUGGCUUCUCCCUGUCAUCUGUAACCAGCAUAUCACUUAGUCUGAAUAUUGUGUUACAGUUAAAUCCUUCCAAGUGACACAAAAUUAUUUCCUUGUUAGUUGUAAUAGAGGAAACUGUAUGAAUUCUAUUUUAUUUAUUUCAUAUAUAGCAUAUGGUAUUGUAGGUGUAAUAUGGAUUUAUUAGAUGGUGUUGUAGGGACACCUUGUGGACUUUUCUUGGUACUGCAUGUGGUCUUCAGAUUUAAAGAGACAUACAAUACACUGUAACUGUUUCAAUGCCAGAGAAUCAAGAUUUUUUUUUUAAGUAAAUGGUUUGCAAAUUUCAGAUACAUUUUUUUCUGUAUAAUACCCCCUUAAUGUAAAAAAAUAUUAAUAAAUAAAAAAAAUGUAUACUGACAAUAUUAAUUUGUUCAGUCACUGAUACAAGUUCCUUAUAAUAAAUCUAUGCUUCAUGCUUAUUUAGCCUUGGACAAUGCCAUACCCUGUAAUACAAUAAAGCUUUCUAGUGGGUAGAUGAAGAAAGGCUUGUGCUGAUCCAUGGGCAGCAGAGUCCAGACCUAUUAGGGAUCAAGAUCAAUACAUCUCAGCUGUAUAAUUAUAGGUUACACAAAAUCUCACUGCAGAUAAAGUUCCCUGUAAGGUGGGAUCACUGCUCAGUAUAUAAGGUCUAGUGCAUGGCUGUCUAACUCCCUAAGUCAGUAACUGUCCAACUCACUACGUCAGUAGCUUCCUAACUCAAUAACUGUCAAGCUCCCUAAGUCAGUAACUGUCCAACUCACUACGUCAGUAGCUUCCUAACUCAAUAACUGUCCAACUCCCUAAGUCAGUAACUGUCCAACUCACUACGUCAGUAGUUGUCCAACUCACUACGUCAGUAACUGCCCAACUCCCUAAGUCAGUAGCUGCCCAACUCCCUAACUCAAUAACUGUCAAUCUCCCUAAGUCAAUAACUGUCCAACUCCCUAAGUCAGUAACUGUCCAACUCCCUAUGUCAGUAGCUGUCCAACUCCCUAACUCAAUAACUGUCAAGCUCCCUAAAUCAAUAACUGUAAAAACUCCCUAAGUCAGUAGCUUCCUAACUCAAUAAUUGUCCAACUCCCUAACUCAGUAGCUGUCCCACUCCCUAACUCAUUAGCUACCCUCUCUGAAUGUUAUAUAGCUCCUUUACCAGCUAGAGAAAUACACAGUAUAUUACACAUAGCUGCAUUGCUUCCAUGAUACAUAGGCCACUGGUGCUAAAAUAGAAUUGGAUAUUUCAUAUACUAUUUAGCUAUUUGUUUUGUUUAUUUAAAUUUAAAGGUUGAACUUGAUGGACUUUUUCAACAUAUAUUAUUAUAUUAUUGUUAGAUGUAUAAUAUAAUGUAACAAAUUAGUGAUACUGUGUAAAAACAAUUAAGUCCCUCAUAAGACAAACACCAUGAAUGUUUCUGUAUCAUCUGAAAGGCUGGCGGGAAUCCUUAGACCUUCCCCCUUCACUUAGGAUGCUGAAUGGAUGAUGAGUGAGUUACAGGACCCAAUUGCAAUUGUUUUGUAUGUGCCUGAUCAGUAUUAUCUAACAUCUUAUGUUUCUUAUGGUACAUACAAGGCCUUAGAACACAAUUCCUUCCCAGAAGAGGGAUCCUACAUGGUGAACAGUGUCCUGAAAGACCUGAAACCAAUAAUCAUUCCUGCAGACCCUUCCCCAUAUCCCAGGACAAGUCGAGUCUAGGGUUUAGGGUAUCUGAAUAUGACUGUAAGAACCAAAUAGAACUCCAUUUCAGCAAUCACCACAUGCUAAGUAUUCUUCCCUAACUUACCCCAGCGGCCAAGGUCAUUAUUUCUGUUAUAUUACAACUAAUGUUCAUUUUAUAUGAUGAGGGAUUUUUUGUUUUUAUAUAGAAUGGAAUAACACAUAUUGUAUGCACUAAUUGUAAAUAUUUUGAUACAAUAUUAUAUGUCUCUUGGAACUAAAAUACAUUUAUGCUUCUAAA